UGUGCAUUUGGUGGAAGGAACUCCUGGCCCUCAGAGAUAGCAUAUGGGCUUCGGAAACCAGCGUGGCUGAACUGGAGGCACUAAGGGAGGCAGAGAGGGAUCCUCUUUUUCCUCCACCUAAUGAGACUACAGACCUUCCACUGCCAAAUUUAACACCAAGGCAUCAAGAACUUAUUCCUACUCCCUGUGGCCCUAUAAAACCUUGGUCAGAGUUGUCCUCUCCUGUCAAGAUCUACUUCUGUGUAACCAUCCUCUCUCUGCUGAGUGUAAUAGGACUAACUAUAGAAAACCUCGUUCAACAGACUGAAGAAAAUUUCACCGUUUCUCUGAUACAGUUAAUUGGAAUUGUGUUCUGCGUGUACUAUGUGACCAGAGGGAUCCUGCAGGAGAAUCGCCUAGAGCUCAUUGUCUUCGUUCUCUCCAUCUUGCUGGUGAUGUUUCGAUCCAUCGUCAACUACACAGUUCUCUCUGCUAAACAGAAGCCAGAUCUCCUGGCCCGCUUCGUUCUGAUCCUCUUGGUUGGAUCCUUUGAUGUGAUCUGCGCCAUCAUCCUCAUCCAGAGUCAAAGCAUGAUGGCUUUCCGAGUGGGCGGGGCUCUGGAAAGCCUCCAGUCGCAGUAUUUUAUGCUGAACCUCUGUUUUUCCAUGUUGACCUUUGAUCUUCAGGCGCAGCUCUGCUUCUGUGUUCUACUGCUGAUGAGUCUGCGUGAAAUCACCCUCCUGCACGGCAUCAUCCUAGCCACUGGCAUCUUCUGGGCUUGCCUGAAAGUGACUGUUGGCAUCAUCGCAAUUUUAAAAGAGUUAAAACCUGUGGUCUGGAUUUUUCUGACUCAGAACAUACCAGAAGUGGCUAAUCUCGUCUACCUGCUCUACAUGGUGAUAAGAGACUGGGGCAAGGGAAGUUCCUAUGCCUUGGAAGCUGCCGUCAUCAUCGGCUCUUGCAUCUCCGUGGCAAUCAAAUCUGUUCUGUUCUGGGCGCUGUUCCAUGUCUAUCGCAGCUUUGGGCAGGGGCUGAGAGAGAGAAUGUUUUCUUCCUAUGGAAGGAUAGAUUCCUGAGGGGCAGCAACUUUGUCCGGUGCCAUUUGGUCCUCUUAUAGAGUGAAACCACAGCGGGAAGGACCCCAUCCCUCACCCUGCCUACAAAGCACGAAAUGACGGGAUUCAUUUCAUUGGGUGUUUAUUCAGAUAACUCAGCCCAACACGUGGAAUUCCAGCUCCUCGAUGCCUUUGGUCCUCCCAUUUCACCGUUUGGUCUCUGCACAUUCCAUAAUUUGCUUUGUGCUUCCUGAAUCCAUGUAUCCAAGCAGUGCAGCGGGUAACUUUCCAGAGCCCUUUCUGCUUUCCAGACUAACCCCGCCCCUUCCAUUCCACUCUUGCUCCUGCUGACAGGAUAGCACUUUUUGCAUUAUUCCACACUGUUGCGAUGGCCACCGCUGUGUGACCCAAGACUAUACAGAUGUGCACGUGAGCAGAGGUUAAUUGCGUAGAGUUUAAAACUAAAGCGGAACACUACUAUCUUCUGGCUGUCACAUAGACCACAGAGAUACGGGCUUUCUGAUUGAACAGUGAGGCAUAAGAGAGGAUUGGCCUGCCACAGUUUCCCAGUGUGAUGUGCAGCAUUGUCUUACCGUGCACAUCCUCUGUUGCACUACUGGAGCAAGUAAAUUCUUUUUUUUAAAAAGCCAAGAUGUUUCUAUGAUUUUUACACCUCUCCUGGCUUCUGAUAUGGCCGUGCAAUUGCUUGUACCGUAACAGCAUGGCUAGGCCUUUUGCUCCUCAACUAUCUUCUUAAAUUGAAAUAUUUUUUUUGUAAAUCCAACUAAAAAUUAGUUUGCAAAACAAACUCAAAUUAACUAAAGCCAAUUGUGUGAGUACCUAACAAACAUGCCAUUUCAUAACUGAGAUUGAUGGUUACAUUAAGCCUUUAAUACUAUAAAAAGUUUGAUAUUUUAGUAAUUGGAAGCUUUUGUUACUGGCUUUGUAUUUUUCAAUAAAGUUGUAAACACA
Molecule: messenger RNA, 2006 nt
Organism: Pelodiscus sinensis (Chinese soft-shelled turtle)
Lineage: Eukaryota; Metazoa; Chordata; Testudines; Trionychidae
Source: RefSeq, a predicted model, not a curated record